Balaenoptera ricei (Rice's whale) is the source of this 980-nucleotide messenger RNA. It is a transcript of the gene RMP24, whose product is annotated as chromosome 14 C18orf21 homolog. The record is from RefSeq and is a predicted model, not a curated record. NCBI's taxonomy places the organism in Eukaryota, Metazoa, Chordata, Mammalia, Artiodactyla, Balaenopteridae. Bases 62 to 715 code for a protein of 217 amino acids. The transcript is spliced from 5 exons.
AAGCCGGUUUCCGGAGUCUUUUUUGUCCCCGGGUCUCAGCGGUGUGGAGGUGGCGGUGGCUAUGAGGCAGAAGCACUACCUUGAGGCUGCGGCGCGGAAACUACAAGAUAGCUGCCCGGGCCAGGCCCGCUAUCUCCUCUGGGCCUACAGUUCGUCACACGAUGAUAAAAGCACUUUUGAAGGAGCAUGUCCAUACUGUUUCCAGUUGCUGGUUCAGGAUAAGUCUCGAGUACGUCUCAAACCCAAACCCAAACUGACACCCAAAAUACAGAAACUUCUUAAUCGAGAAGCAAGAAAUUAUACACUCAGUUUUAAAGAAGCAAAAAUUUUGAAAAAGUACAAAGACUCCAAAAGUGUAUUGUUGAUUACUUGUAAAACAUGCAACAGAGCAGUUAAACAUCAUGGUAAAAGUAGAAGCUUUCUAUCAACAUUGAAGAGCAAUCCUACCACUCCUGCGAGUAAACUCAGCCUAAAGACCCCAGAGAGAAAGACUCUAAGUUCUGCAAAGCUAAAUCAUGAUAUGUCUGGUUCCAAAGCCAAGAGCCCAGCAUUGAUUUUCAGAACAGCUACAUCUGGACAGUCAACACCCAUUUGCUCCUCAAAGAAUGUGAGCAAAACAAAGAAGCACUUCUCUCAACUAAAAAUGUUGCUUAGUCAGAGUGAAUCUGAAAAGAAUCCAAAGGUGGACUUCAGAAAUUUCUUAUCUUCUUUGUAAAGGAUGGACUAUGAAAACAAGAAAUGUUUAAUGUAAUUUCUGAAACUAAAGUUAGUCAGAAAACCUGCUUUUUAAAGAACUUAUUUAUCCUUAAAAUACAUGGAAACUAGGGUUCAAGACCAACUUUUCUUGGCUUUCUUCAGUGUUUGUUUAUGGAGAAAAUACCUCGUUAGAAUGAAAAACUGAAACCUGCCUACCUCACCAGGUGAUUGUGAGGAUCAAAAAUUAUGAAAGGUCCUUGUAAGUAGUAAAGAUAUAUAUGGAA